Messenger RNA from Rhinopithecus roxellana (golden snub-nosed monkey), 417 nucleotides. It is a transcript of the gene MRLN, whose product is annotated as myoregulin. The coding region runs from base 207 to 347 and encodes 46 amino acids. The record is from RefSeq and is a predicted model, not a curated record. The transcript has 3 exons. Lineage: Eukaryota; Metazoa; Chordata; Mammalia; Primates; Cercopithecidae.
UCCACCAAGACCAUAUGGUGUUUUUCAUAAAAGAGAGAGAUCAUUCCCUUGACUUUGGACUUCGCUUAUUGAACCCCUGAACAGAAUCAAGGUUGCUAAGAGACCACCUGUGCUGAAUGCACUUUGUUCUGGCAAGAGCAGAAAACUGAGAAGCCGUGUUACCUACCACUAGCUGGGAUUAAUUCAGGAGCGGGAGUGUUCUGGAUAUGACUGGUAAAAACUGGAUAUUAAUUUCUACUACUACUCCCAAAAGUCUAGAAGAUGAAAUUGUGGGAAGACUUCUAAAAAUUUUGUUUGUUAUCUUUGUUGACUUAAUGUCUAUUAUAUAUGUUGUGAUAACUUCUUAGAAAGCUGACUUCCUUUCCAUGUACAUUUCAAAUUGAAUUACAAUGAAUAAAAAUGUGUAUUUUAAUAUGU